AUUUUUUUGACCGUAGCGUUUAUUAUACCAUAAUAGGAAACACAAAAGAAGAACCUACGCCAUCCCUUCCAAUCCAAUCCAUCCGUUAAAUCUCGCAUCGCUUGAUCGGACGGUCCUGCAUCGUCAGAUGGGGGAAUCGCCGGGUGAAUCACCAUCCUUCGGCGGCGAGGUUUCCAGGCUUGUGGAACAAGCCAAGGAGUUGCAGGACGCCGCCUCCUCCCUCAUCUCCCGCACUUCCGCCGAAGAAGAUGCGCUCCGCCAGCGCGUCGCCUCACUUGAUUCGCACAUUAAUUCGCUUCGUUCUUCCCUCCGCAGCUCCAAGAACUACGAUAAAUUGGAAGAGGAGUUGACGAGAGCGAGAUAUAUAUUGAGUGAAGGAGAUGCAGCAGCAUUCCUUCCCAGCAAAUCUCAUGGGAGGUUUUUGAGGAUGUUUUUGGGGCCGAUUAAUGUGAGGGCUAAUAGGAAGGAUGUGCAGUUGAAAGUGAAAGAAGAAUACAAUAAUUUCAGGGACAGAACAGCAUUUUUGUUCCUCUGUUUGCCAUCACUACUGCUUAUAUUAAGGUCAUGGAUUUGGGAUGGAUGUCUACCUGCAUUACCAGUUCAACUUUACCAGGCAUGGUUGCUGUAUCUUUACACCGGUUUGGCUCUAAGAGAAAAUAUCUUGAGAGUUAAUGGAAGUGAUAUACGUCCAUGGUGGAUUAAACAUCAUUACUGUGCCAUGGCCAUGGCUCUCAUUAGUCUAACUUGGGAGAUAGAGAGCGGACCUGAUUGUGCCCAGAAACAGAGAGGUGUACAACUGUUUCUGAAAUGGGCAAUAAUGCAAGGCGUUGCCAUGAUGCUUCAGAAUAGAUAUCAAAGGCAGAGACUGUAUACACGUAUUGCGCUUGGCAAGGCCAGGAGAAUGGAUGUUGUUUGGGGAGAAACUGCUGGAGUGGAGGGGCAGUUACUGCUGCUGUGCCCUAUACUUUUCAUUUUACAGGGUUUCGAAGCCUAUGUUGGCGUAUUGUUGCUCCAAACUGCACUUGUUAGAGUCAGUUCAGAUUGGCAGGUUAUUACAUGUGGGAUUCUUCUCAUUAUCAUGGCUGUUGGGAAUUUUGCUAACACGGUGCAGACCCUCAUGACUAAGUCUAGAGUUAAGGCAAAAAUUAAGAGAGGUAAAAGCAGGCAAGAACUGAAUCAGGGAUCUGAUGGGAAGAGUUUGUGAUUGGGAAGAGAGCUCUCAUUACUUCAAUGCUGUAAUAAUGGGGUUGACUUAUGCAUGCAAUUCUUUUUUUUUUUUUUUUUUGCAGUAGUGUUUUGACUUUUAUGCUUAGGCCAUUCGGCUGGUGUCCGACAGUAAUCUUUAAUUUUAGGAGUUAGGGAGUUGAAGCGAGUCUCCUACUCUUGUACCAUAAUGUUAUCUACACCUGCAUCUCAUGUUCUAGUAUAUUUUAUACACUGUUUUGAUUUCAUCCUACUAGAGGCCGGUUCUCUUUAUAA
Molecule: messenger RNA, 1479 nt
Organism: Sesamum indicum (sesame)
Lineage: Eukaryota; Viridiplantae; Streptophyta; Magnoliopsida; Lamiales; Pedaliaceae
Cellular component (GO): membrane
Source: RefSeq, a predicted model, not a curated record